AUGCGGCUGCUGGCAUGUUUGGUCCUCACAUCAAACAAAAUCCCGGAAAAUGAAGAGCUUGAAGCGGAAGAGUGGUGCAAACAUCUGUGUAUAGAAUGUUUAGGAACCAGACUUAAUGAUAUAAGUCUUGGUGAACCUGAUCUGCUUGCUGCUGGAGUUCAGAGAGAGCAAAAUGAGCGAUUCAACGUAUACCUUAUGCCUACACCAAAUUUAGAUAUCUAUGGGGAAUGUACAAUGCAGAUCACGCAUGAAAACAUUUAUCUCUGGGAUAUCCACAAUGCUAAAGUGAAGCUUGUCAUGUGGCCUCUAAGUUCUCUAAGGAGAUAUGGACGGGACUCAACAUGGUUCACAUUUGAAUCUGGAAGGAUGUGUGACACGGGAGAAGGGCUGUUCACCUUUCAGACAAGGGAAGGGGAGAUGAUCUAUCAGAAGGUCCAUUCUGCAACGCUGGCCAUAGCUGAGCAACAUGAAAGACUGGUGAUGGAGAUGGAACAGAAAGCACGGCUUCAGACCAGUUUGACUGAACCAAUGACGUUACCAAAAUCAAUCUCUCUUCCUCGCAGCGCAUACUGGCAUCACAUCACUCGACAGAACAGCAUGGGAGAAAUCUACAGUUUACAAGGUCACAGUCUUGGCUCAACAAAGGUGUCUCGUGCACAGACAUUUCCCAGCUACACCUCGGAGCAGAGCGAGGAGCAUGAGCAGCGCCUCUCACUGUCUAGCAGUUAUGGAUUCAGCUACAGCUCAGGCCUCCUCCAAUGA
This is a messenger RNA of Gekko japonicus, 762 nucleotides long. It is a transcript of the gene DOK6, whose product is annotated as docking protein 6. The transcript has 6 exons. Gene Ontology annotation, biological process: positive regulation of MAPK cascade; cell surface receptor protein tyrosine kinase signaling pathway. NCBI's taxonomy places the organism in Eukaryota, Metazoa, Chordata, Lepidosauria, Squamata, Gekkonidae. Bases 1 to 762 code for a protein of 253 amino acids. Gene Ontology annotation, cellular component: cytoplasm. The record is from RefSeq and is a predicted model, not a curated record.